This is a messenger RNA of Thermothelomyces thermophilus ATCC 42464, 2325 nucleotides long. RefSeq lists its product as uncharacterized. NCBI's taxonomy places the organism in Eukaryota, Fungi, Ascomycota, Sordariomycetes, Sordariales, Chaetomiaceae. The record is from RefSeq and is a predicted model, not a curated record. The transcript has 2 exons. Bases 270 to 2252 code for a protein of 660 amino acids.
ACAGACCAGCAACACAGCAUCCACAACUUUUAAGCUUGUUCUUCCUUUCUUUCUUAUUUGGGCCCCUUUCCCCCUUUCUCUUCUCCGUUUAUUCGACUCUGUGUUUUGGAGUAUGCUUUCGUUGUAUACCUCCCUGACCCGCGGCCGUAUUACCGUCUCGAUUUCAUCGCUCUAUCGGCAACUUGCUUUUGAACUAUUACGCAGCCUUGUGAUGCUGUCUAGCCCCUUCGCCGCUUCCGCUUACGAUACCAGCGUACCUCAAAGUUAGCAUGCCCCCAGGCUCGAGACGCCCGUCUACCUCACACCAGAAGCCCUCCGGCAGCAUGGUACGGCAGCAUUCUAGCCGGAGCGCGGUUGACCAGGACCCAAUCAUCCCUACCCCUGAAACCCAAGAGCUCUACAACAGGUGGAGGGUGAUGGAGGAUCGGCUCACAGCAGAAUCCCUGAGCCAAAUUCCAAAUGACCAUGCAGCCUUCCUCUAUCCUCCCUCGCCGUCGCAAGCUACGACACAGUCUCAGGCCAGCACUGCGUACUCCACUGCGCAAAGCAUGGAUGAUAUGGACGCGAGGGACCCGUCGCGACCCGAUAAACCGAAGCGUGGCCGCCAAGGCCCGUUGACGGGUCCGAAGAAGCUGAAGACCAAUUUGAUGCGCAAACUGAAAGCCUGUAAAGAGUGCCGCGAGCGCAGGGUGGAGUGUACUCACCGGAAUCUCACUCUCUUCGAGCAAGAGUAUCAGAGGCGGAAGCAAGCUCGAGCAGCAGCGGACCAAGAGGUCAACACCGGACCCCACAAUCUCCAAGCUACACUACCAUCCCAAGAUGCUCCGUCUCAGCAGAGAUUAGGGCAUGAGGCCGACUUUGACGGCAUAGGAACCGGCCAGAUUCAGCUCUCAGACCCAUCCUUGAACCCUUCGCGUAGAAUCCUGGUUGGGAGCGAGGACGCACAUACGGAGACCGACCUUUUGCAGGAUAACCGAAUCAGGGUCCGACCUUACGUGGCAGCACUCCUGUCCUCGUUCGAAGGCACCGGCCUCCCUACAUCCACCAGCCUUCCCGCAUCUACCCAUACCGCCGCCUAUACCGCCACCCCGUACAUGACCCUUACCCCGCCUCAGCCCGUUGACAAAGACAAACUGAUAGGCAAACAACGCGCCCCAAGGAGCAGAGAAUGGGUCUGUCACGGGAGCUACGGCGAGUCUCGGACGUGUAUCCAGACAUUCACAGACUUGUCAAGUCUGAUACGCCACUUCAGAGAUAGCCAUGCCCAGUUCUCCGAUCAAUGGUUCAGCUGGAGCUGCGCUAUGUGCAAACUAGACGUAGCCGAGACCUUUCCAGAGGUCCCUCCAAGCGAACCCUGCCCCCAGUGUCGCGACCCGGAGCCAUAUACCUGGCUCAGAUGUUGCUGGGGGAAGGUGGCCAAUCCUUCAGCAGGACCUCAGCCGAGUUUCCCCAGCCGCGUUCCAAGCCGAGACGGCUCGUCCUCGAAUCCUUCUUCGUGGACCAACCUUUCAUUUUUAGGCCCUUCCGGAGGGGGCUACGGCUACUACUCUCCCACCAUGUCCUCCUCGGGAAGUCUCUGGGGGUACUUCUAUAGCGGGGGCGGCGGCGGCGGCGGUGGCGGCGGCGGUGGUGGUGGUCAGGCUUAUUAUGCCUCCUCACCCAAAGUCCCGCCGCCGACAAUGAUGGGCGCCAGGUCACUUGCGUCGUCGUCGUCCUGCGCGACGAGGCCGACACUACUUCCCCUCCUCGCCUAUUUCUGGCCCCCGUCGCCCCGGUCUUCCUCCUCCUCCGGGACCGGCCGACCGGACGGCAAACCGUCGUCGCUAGCGCGCCGAGUCUGUCCCGCCGCCGUCGUGCUCGCCGUCGUCGCCCUCGCCCCGCUGCUCGGCCGCUGGCCGUCGCCGCCGCCCGCCUCUCCGACCCUCCCUGGCGGCGUCGCCAUCGGCGUCGACGCCGCCGAGCGCGCCCUCUCCGGCAUCGCGCGCUCCGCCGCGCGCGGCGGCGGCGACGACCACCACCACCACCACCUCCUCCGCCGCCCCAGCAUCCUGGAGCUGUCGAUGGCCUGCAUCGCGGCCGGCCUGGUCGCGUCGUGGGUGUUUUGGCACGUCAGGGACCGGUGGUGCGGUCGGCGGCGGCCGUCACGGUGGUGGGGUCCUCCUCCUCCCGGUGAGGCGGGACAGCUCGAGCCGGACCCACCGCCGCCGGCGCGGGUGCAGGUGCAGGUGCAGGUGCAGGUGCAGGUGCGUUGAGUUUCGAGGGGACUCACUGCUCGACUAACGGACGGAGUGUUUUUUAUUUUUCUUUCUUGUUUCAUUUUUUUUU